GACAGAGAGAGAGAGAGAGAGAGAGAGAGAGGAGAGGAUUAUGGAUCUCUCGGGCUUAUCUUUCCAAAAAUUCGUCGACUUCGCUCUCGACCACACCAGACUCCGCACCACCCUCACCCCUCAUCUCCCCUCCCAGAAGUUCAAAUCCAUCAAGGCCAAAGACGGCAACAAGGCCGUUCUCACCGCGCUUUCAUUCCAGUCCCCCAAAAUUAGACUCCUCCGCAGUUUGGCGAUCGCAGAUGAUAAUGCGAUGCGGGUUCUCGACUUCGGAGUAUUCCCUGAACCGGAGUACGAUCUGCCGAUAUUUUGCGCCAACUUUUUCGCCACCGCUAGUCGGAGUAUCGUGGUUUUGGACCUUAACCCCUUGUAUGAUGUCACUGUACAAAGGGAUUACAAGGAGAAGUACUUUAAGAAGUUAAUGCCCCUCGGCCAGAAGUACGCCGAGCUUUUCCCAUGGGGAGGCAAGAUUACGAGCGAGUCCAUGAAGUUUUUCUCGCCAAUCGUGAUUUGGACUACGUUCAGCACUAGCCGCGACAAGCAUGAUGACCUAUAUUCAGCUUUCGUGGACUACUAUAAGGCAUGGCUUGAGUUGAUGGAUGAAGCAGUGGAAGAAAAAGAUGUGCCUCAGAUACUCCAUAAUCGUGAAGCACAGCACAAGUAUCUCACAUGGAGAGCAGAAAAGGAUCCUGGAUAUCCACUCCUAAAGAAGCUGGUCGGAGAGAGUCUUGCUAAGGAUUUGGUGCGGAACUUCUUAUUCGAAGGAGUUGACACACUGGGCACCAACACAUUUUUGGAUUACUUUCCUGAAUAUAGAUGCGAAGACGGGGGCGUAAACCAAAAGCGGAGUAUGAUCGGAAAGUCCUACGAAACUCGGCCAUGGGAUGCUAAAGGAGAAUUCACAGGUGGGUGAACUCACUUUGCUGUAAAAUUUUGCUCUUCGCAGUUUUGUACUGAUAUUGUGAUGCUUUGUCCCCGAUUUUUCGUAGAAGUUCUGUAGAUUAAAAGUCUCCAUGUUCUUCAUGUAAAGCCAUCUUCCCAUCUUGGUACCUUUUUAAUCUCUUUCGGCCCCUUUAUUGUUGGUAAUGUUUGUGGAAAAUUGUUAGCUUAUAAAAGAUGAGACAAUUGUGUCAAAUAAUGUUUAGGAGGCAUGCUGUAUUCUCAGCUGAUGAUUUACAUCUAUUGAUCUUAAAUUAUCAUA
This is a messenger RNA of Ananas comosus (pineapple), 1198 nucleotides long. RefSeq names its product phytochromobilin:ferredoxin oxidoreductase, chloroplastic. NCBI's taxonomy places the organism in Eukaryota, Viridiplantae, Streptophyta, Magnoliopsida, Poales, Bromeliaceae. The coding region runs from base 41 to 910 and encodes 289 amino acids. Gene Ontology annotation, biological process: phytochromobilin biosynthetic process. Gene Ontology annotation, molecular function: cobalt ion binding; phytochromobilin:ferredoxin oxidoreductase activity. The record is from RefSeq and is a predicted model, not a curated record. The transcript has 8 exons.